Molecule: messenger RNA, 969 nt
Organism: Archocentrus centrarchus (flier cichlid)
Lineage: Eukaryota; Metazoa; Chordata; Actinopteri; Cichliformes; Cichlidae
Gene: sft2d3
Product: SFT2 domain containing 3
Exons: 1
Coding region: 20-706 (228 amino acids)
Biological process (GO): vesicle-mediated transport
Cellular component (GO): membrane
Source: RefSeq, a predicted model, not a curated record
AAGAAGAAGAAGGGCCGUCAUGGCGGACCUGAACCGACAACUCCAGGAGUACCUGGCCCAGUCCAAAGGCGGCGGCGCCAAGACCAUCUCCCAGUCUGGCUCCAGCACCGCGGUGGACCUGGGUGAGCCCGAGCCCGUGCCCGGGAGCUGGUUCGGGCGGUGGUCCAGCCCGUGGCCAGGGAGUCGCGGCGGCAGUCCUUCCGGGCAGAGCUCGAGUGGGAGCGGCGGUUUCUCCUGGCCGUGGUCGGCCGAGCCGGACCCCUGCCUGCCGGGCAUGAGCCGCCGGCAGCGGCUGGUGGCAUUCGGAGUGUGCGUGUCAUUCUCGGCUCUCUGCUUCGGCCUGUCGGCGCUGUACGCCCCGCUGCUGCUGCUCUACGCCCGCAAGUUCGCGCUUCUCUGGUCGCUCGGUUCGGUGUUCGCCAUCGCGGCCGCGGCGAUCCUCCGGGGCCCCAGCAGGAUGGUCGCCGGCCUGCCCACCUCCCCUGGAGCCGCCGUGUACCUGUGCGCCCUCGGGGGGACCCUGUACGCGGCGCUGAGCCUCCAUAGCACCGUGCUGACUGCGCUGGGUGCUGCCCUGCAGGUCGCUGUCAUCGUCGGCUACGUGGUGUCACUGCUUCCCGGAGGCAGCGCCGGGAUCCGGUUCAUGGGGAGCAUGGCGGCGUCUGCCAUCAAAAGGACCGUCACCGGGAAAACCAUGCCGAUCUGACCGGGAGCCGCAGACGUGAGAGUGGACAGGUAUCACUGAUAGGCGAUCAGGCUCCAAACCAGGGCCCGGGGGCCCUCCAGGGGCCGCUGAAGAGUUUGCAGCGGUCCAGAUUACCUGCCAGGACUUUCAUCUAAGGACCUUUGAUUAUUAUUAUUGAUUACUGACUGCUUAUAGUUUACUGCAGAGGGCUCUAACCCCCGAACUUUGCCCUGCAGGGCAGGCUGCUGGCAUUCUGAGGACCAAAUAAAGACUAAAAAACCUUU